This is a messenger RNA of Capsella rubella, 1338 nucleotides long. RefSeq lists its product as uncharacterized. The record is from RefSeq and is a predicted model, not a curated record. The coding region runs from base 99 to 1166 and encodes 355 amino acids. The transcript has 7 exons. Gene Ontology annotation, biological process: tRNA modification. NCBI's taxonomy places the organism in Eukaryota, Viridiplantae, Streptophyta, Magnoliopsida, Brassicales, Brassicaceae. Gene Ontology annotation, molecular function: RNA binding.
UACUUUCUCCUCUCUUUUUUUGGGUUUAACUUGGAACAUAUGUACCAGCAAAGAAAAGCUCAACACUUUUGAUAGAGAGAGAGAGUAACAUAUCAGCAAUGGCUGCUGUAGAUGAUGUGAAGGAUGUUGGAAGGACAGUAGAGGAAGAGCCUGUGUGUGAAAAAAGAGAAAGAGAAGAAGAGGAGGCUGAAACAGAAGCAUUGACUCCGUGGGAGCAACACUCCAGCAUCAUAAGCAUCCCUCGAUUCGACUACAAAGCUCCCUCUUCUCUGCUUCAUCAUUCUCAUGCAGGCUUCCUCGUCACCUGCACCAUCAAAAGAGAGAAAAGUGCUACCAAAGAGGUCAUGUCCAUCCUUGGAAAGUAUAUUGGCUCCAUGCAUGAGGAGAAACCUGCAGUUGUAGAAUCUACUGAUAUGAAUGCGGCAUCAAAAAAACAAAAACUUUGUGUACAAGAGAUAGAGGAAGGCGAAGAGAAGACAGUACCUCUUGAGAAUGAUGUCUUGCAGGAAACAAGAGAAAAUCCAAGUGUUGAGGAUCCCGAAUUAGCAGAUGAAGAACACAAUUCUCUUAUGUCACUGGUUAAGCUGACAAAGAGUGGCUUGCUUCUCUUUACUUUCCCUGUUGAAAAGUUUCCCGAUACAACAAACAUCGUGUCACGAGUCUUCCAAUCUAUGGAAUCUGGAGCUCUGAAGGCACCAAUCUGGUGCCAUCGGAUAUUCCCAGUUCAAGCUACUUGUGGUUUGACAGAGAAAGAACUUCGGGAAACGGUAUCAAAGCUUGUUCAGCGGUUUGUCAAUGAUAAAGACAAUACACUAUCAAAACCCGUAAAGUUUGCAGCUGGGUAUCAGCGUAGAGGUGUGGAGGAGACGAAAGGAAAGAUUCAGAAAGAAGCAUCAGAGGUCCUAGAUCAAUGUCCGUUGCUGGACCGUAUCAAAUGCUUUGAAACUGUAGCGGCCGGAGUGACAGACAUUGUACCAGAUUCAGUUGUGGAUCUCAAAUCUCCAGAGUUAUGUGUUCUGGUGGAACUCUUACCGCUCUCUAGAAUACCAAGUGGCGCCAUUGUAGCUGCUGUAUCAGUGCUUCCACAUAGACUUGUUAGUACAAAGCCGAAACUCUGCAUCAAACCUCUCGUCCCUGAAUCCAAACACAAAAAGGGAAAAAACUGACGGGCACACAUAUCGUUGAUUUGGGAUUUUCCAGAGCCAAAAAAGAUUAACUGAAGUUGUAAACUCUAUGUUUGGUUUUAGAUAUGUGGUUUGCUUUCAGUACUGCAAUGAACGUUAACAUAUGUAUAACCAAUGCCUUAUUCAAGAGAGAACAAAGAAUCUUUUCACUCUU